CAGGCGGGGAGGAGAGGGUCCCUGUGAAAAGGGUCUGGAUCGGGAGAAUCAACCAGUUUCGUUAAAAAACAAACAGUGAGUACUUCACGUUAGCAUCAGGCUAACGGAACGAGAGCCAACCACAACAACAACAGCGCAGCGUAUUCGAAAGAGAGAAUACCGUUUGGUUUGCUGUGACACACGAGUACGUCCUCUUAAUUCCGGUUGGAUAACUCACUCCUUCUCCAUCGGGGCUGUUGUUUUGGAUUGGUUAUUGUAACGCUAGCGCAAUGGAAGCACUUUUCUUCAGGCGUUAGCAAAAAGAUUACCUCCGCGUCCACCGCAGCCAUAGAGACAACGUCCGUCCCGCUACGUGCUGCGUCAUCACGGCGUGCUUCUGUUGCCGAGCAACCGCAAACUCCACUGAGCAGAGGACACGAAGCGAAGGCAAAGAUGCCCCGCUCUGCAGCAAAGUCCCAAGCCUCCAAGAGUAGACGGAUGUCAUCCGUCCCAGUGACUCCACUUCCGACGCAGGAGCAGGAAAUUAUUCCUGGUCGCUUAACCCAAACCCAGUGGAAUAAGGUGUUGAUCCAGGAGGAAAAUGAUGAGAUAGUUGGGGAGAUUAUAGAUGAACUGAUGAGCAAAGUCAUGGACGGCUGUUUGCAGGUGUACGUGGAAAGACAGCUAGAACCUUUUUCCACAUCUUGGGCCAAGAACUACCUCACACAGAUUUUAGAGCAACAAAUCAUGUGCCCAGAUGAGGGAGAAGGAACAGAGGAAGCAUCUAAAACGGAAGACACAGAGCCAAUGCCAUCAAUCAUCGAUUCCUGGGCUCAAGGAUGUGUGCCUGUUGUCUAUGCUCUGCCUCCAUUAUCUUAUCCUUAUUCUGCACAACAGGAGGCUGACGUUGUUCAGGUCCCAGCACAAACAGGACCAGGAGACGACCAGCAAUGUGAUGCAAUGGCCCAAACAAAAAGCUCUCCAAAGCAACCUGACAGGGAAAGAAGCCCCAGGAAGCCUGUCAAUAACAAGCAAUGUAAAGUGCUUAUUCCUCGGCCCCCACCGAAAAUUGAUGUUAAGAAAAGGCAACAAUUUAAUUUUCCACCUAAACCCGUUGCAGAUAAAUUGCCGCCCAUUCGAUCCUGUUCAGUAUUAAAAAAGGAUGUGGAGGUAGAGGAUAAAAGAGGAAUAUAUUGUGUUUAUAACAAUAUGGCUGGGCCAUCACAUCAGUUUAAGAAAUACCAAUCCAUACCAAGACUUGAUUCCUCAUCCCUGCCUCGACACGCCAUCUUUCCUCAGUAUGAGAUUAUCAACAGUGACCAAUCAAAUCCCAAGAAACCAAGUCGAUUAUCCAAACUAGAGCCAAAAUACAAGCAAAAAAGUGAGUGGACAAUAACAACGGUGAUGCCACUGACAAGCUCCAAGAAUAAGCCGGCAAAGUUUCACAGGAGAAAUGAGGCAGAUGUCUUUCUGAAGAAAUUGUCGCCCUUGAGAAGGCGUCAGGAUGUAUGAAGUUCUCUGGGUCUCUGAAGCUGGACACAAUGGUUUUGGCUAAGGUUGUUACAAUGAGGGAUCCCCAGGCGGUAGCAAGUAACCCUCUCACGUAGGGCUGUGACCGUAUCUGCAUUACCGUAUCCUUAAAAAAAAAAAAAUGUAUAUAUGUUUAUAUUUGUCGAGAUCUGUAGUCAA
Pleuronectes platessa (European plaice) is the source of this 1668-nucleotide messenger RNA. RefSeq lists its product as uncharacterized. NCBI's taxonomy places the organism in Eukaryota, Metazoa, Chordata, Actinopteri, Pleuronectiformes, Pleuronectidae. Bases 433 to 1491 code for a protein of 352 amino acids. The transcript is spliced from 4 exons. The record is from RefSeq and is a predicted model, not a curated record.